This is a messenger RNA of Trichomycterus rosablanca, 3834 nucleotides long. RefSeq names its product AP-3 complex subunit beta-2. Gene Ontology annotation, cellular component: AP-3 adaptor complex; membrane coat. Gene Ontology annotation, biological process: vesicle-mediated transport; intracellular protein transport; anterograde synaptic vesicle transport. Lineage: Eukaryota; Metazoa; Chordata; Actinopteri; Siluriformes; Trichomycteridae. The record is from RefSeq and is a predicted model, not a curated record. The coding region runs from base 148 to 3660 and encodes 1170 amino acids. The transcript is spliced from 27 exons.
GAAGCUACUGCCAGAUCCUACAGGUGGCAGUCAUUCAAGUGGUUGCGUACAGCCUGUUGCACAUGAAUCUCAGGACCAGCUUGUAGGUGAGAAAGCCUGCCUGCUAAAAACUCUCAAGACUCCAUAGAGCGUUUACCAUCUGUGAAAAUGACCCCCAUGCAGAAGCUUCUCCAGCUGCCGGCUAACGCCGUGAACAUGGUCAAGACGGUUCAGGGGGUAGCGCAGGGCCAGGAGGAAGCUCGCAGCCCGGUGCUUACCCCGGACGGCGGGCUGCAAAACUGGUACAGCGCAGUGCAGCCGGACGAGUUACGCCACCUCCGUACCUCCAGCACACUUGGUGGAGGAGGAGAUGGGGGAGAUACAGGAGGCUCACAGGAAGAAGGGCAGAACAAUGCCCAGACGCAACCCCUGCGGCAUGAUGACUUGAAGGAGAUGUUGGACAGCAACAAGGACUCCCUAAAACUGGAGGCCAUGAAAAGAAUUGUCGCAAUGAUUGCCAGAGGAAAAAAUGCGUCAGAUCUCUUCCCUGCGGUAGUGAAAAAUGUGGCCUGCAAGAACAUUGAGGUGAAAAAGCUGGUCUAUGUGUACCUAGUGCGCUAUGCUGAGGAGCAGCAGGAUUUGGCGUUACUCUCCAUCUCUACCUUCCAGCGAGGACUCAAGGAUCCAAAUCAGCUGAUACGUGCUAGCGCCUUGCGUGUUCUCUCCAGUAUCAGAGUCACUAUUAUCGUGCCCAUCAUGAUGCUGGCCAUUAAAGAGGCUGCCUCUGAUAUGUCCCCAUAUGUCCGCAAAACAGCAGCGCAUGCCAUUCCCAAACUCUACAGCCUGGAUCCUGAGCAGAAAGACCAGUUAAUAGAAGUUAUUGAAAAGCUGCUUUCUGAUAAAACCACUCUGGUAGCGGGCAGUGUUGUGAUGGCGUUUGAGGAGGUGUGCCCAGAGAGAAUUGAUCUGAUCCACAAGAAUUACAGAAAACUCUGCAACCUGCUGAUUGAUGUGGAGGAGUGGGGUCAGGUGGUCAUCAUCAACAUGCUCACCCGCUAUGCCAGGACCCAGUUCCUCAACCCCAACAUUAAUGAGUCCCUUUUGGAGGAGGGUGAAGAGAAGGAAUUUUAUGGUUCUGAUGAUGAUGACGAUGAUGAAGAGAAAAAGGCUGAGGCAGCUGCUCUAGCUAAGAGGAAGCCUUAUGUUAUGGAUCCCGAUCAUAGACUGUUGCUUCGUAACACCAAACCCUUGUUGCAAAGUCGCAACGCUGCAGUGGUGAUGGCAGUAGCUCAGCUCUAUUUCCAUCUCGCUCCUAAGGCUGAGGUGGGCGUCAUUGCCAAAGCUCUGGUGAGACUGAUGAGGAGCCACAGUGAAGUCCAGUAUGUGGUUCUACAAAACGUUGCUACCAUGACCAUCAAAAGGAGGGGGAUGUUUGAGCCGUACCUGAAGAGCUUUUAUAUCCGAUCCACUGACCCUACACAGAUCAAAAUACUGAAGCUAGAGGUUUUAACAAAUUUGGCAAACGAAACAAACAUCUCUACAAUUCUGAGAGAAUUUCAGACAUACAUAAAGAGUAUGGAUAAGGACUUUGUGGCAGCCACCAUCCAGGCCAUUGGUCGUUGUGCCACCAACAUUGGGGAGGUGAGAGACACCUGCCUUAAUGGUCUUGUCCAACUCCUGUCAAACAGAGAUGAGCUGGUAGUAGCAGAGUCAGUGGUUGUGAUUAAGAAGCUCUUGCAGAUGCAGCCCGAGCAGCACAGUGACAUCAUCAAACAUAUGGCCAAGCUCACAGAUAAUAUUCAGGUGCCGAUGGCAAGAGCCAGCAUCCUGUGGCUAAUUGGGGAGUACUGUGAGCAUGUACCUAAAAUAGCUCCUGAUGUCCUAAGGAAGAUGGCCAAGUCCUUCACCACUGAAGAAGACAUUGUCAAGUUGCAAAUCAUCAAUUUGGCUGCCAAACUCUACCUGACCAACUUUAAACAGACCAAGCUCCUCACACAGUACGUGCUCAACUUGGCAAAGUAUGACCAGAACUAUGACAUCAGAGACCGUGCACGCUUCAUCCGCCAGCUCAUUGUGCCCACAGACAAAAGUGGAGCUUUGAGCAAAUACGCCAAAAAGCUUUUCCUUGCCCUCAAACCUGCACCUGUACUGGAGUCUCCGUUUAAAGACCGAGACCAUUUCCAGCUUGGCUCGUUGUCUCACCUGCUGAAUACCAAGGCAGGCGGCUACCAGGAGCUGCCCGACUGGCCUGAGUCAGCACCUGACCCCUCUGUGCGCAACGUGGAGGUGAAGGAUUCUGUUCCAGAGUGGACCAAGUGCACCAGCAGAAAAGAGCGGAAGGAGAAGAAGGUGGAGAAACCUUUCUACUCCGAUUCGGAGGGAGAAUCUGGACCCACGGAGUCUGCUGACAGUGAGUCUGCAUCAAGCACUGGGUCAGAGAGUGCUAGUGAAGUUAGCAGCUCUGGCUCUGAAAGUGAAGAGAGUGAGGAGUCGUCAGAGUCUGAGGAAGAAGAGAAAACAAAGAAAAAGAAGAAAGUGGACAAGAGCAGAUCUAAGAAACCACAGAGUGCUGAGAGUGAUCAAAGCAGUGAAGAGGACCAGAAGAGACGUGAGAAAGCAGGAAAGCACCAGAAAGGAAUCUCUGAUUCAGAAAGUGAGGAAGAGAGUGAGUCUGAGAGCAGCGAGUCGGAAUCAGAGUCAGAGGAAGAGUCAGAUUCUGACCAGAACACCAAAAAGAAAAAGAAGGCACCUCCAUCAAAACCACCAUCAAAGCAGACCAAGAAAGAAAACAAGAAAGAGAGCAAGGAAAUGUCUUUGCUUGAUCUGGAUGACUUUGAGCCCACCCCCUCACCUCAAGUAACCCCAGUCAACAACUUUUUGUCCAGCAGCCUGGUGACAGAUCUAGAGGGACUGUCACUGACCGACACUGUACUAGCUCCAACUACCAUUGCUCCAUCCGGCACAAUCAAGAUGUAUGAGCUGUUGCACCGAAUCUCAGGAGAAGGUCUGGCAGUGGAUUACUGCUUUAGCAGACAGCCCUUUAGCCCUGACCCUCAAAUGGUGGCUGUGCAGAUCCAGUUUACCAACAACACCAGUUCUGAAACCAAAAACCUACACAUCGAAGAGCCCAAACUGCAGUCUGGUAUGAGGAUCAAGGAGUUUACUGAAAUCGAGGUGCUACCUGCUGGUGAAUGUGUUACUGUAGUAAUGGGCAUUGACUUCUGUGACUCCACACAAGCAGCCAACUUCCAGAUUUGCACUAAUACCCGCAAGUUCUUCGUAUCCAUCCAGCCACCAGUGGGAGAACUGAUGAUGCCAGCCUUUCUGACAGAGAGUGAAUUUAAGAAGGAGCAAGGUCAACUAAUGGGAAUGAAUGAGAUCUCAGAGAAGCUGACUCUGGGGGAGAAGUGUCAGAGGGAUCAUAUCAUUGUAGAAAAGGUCGCCGCUACUGCUAACCUCAGCAGAGUAGCCUCCGGUUCAGACAAGGAAAGCAGUCCUCCUUUUCCUUCUCGUUCCUCACCUGUGUCCAGGUUUUCCGGAAAGACGGUGAGCACCGGUAGCCUUGUUCUGGUCACUGUGGCCAGAAAGGACAGCGGGGAAGCCCAGCUGAUGGUCAACUGUGAAAAGAUGGUGAUUGGUACAAUGCUGGUGAAGGACAUUCUUCAAGCUCUGACACAGUGACGAGUCCUGUUUCGGAUUUCUGAAAGAAUUGUGCUCUGUAGUUAUGUAGCUAGUGUAGACUUUGCCUUCACCCAGUUUGCUGUUAGACCAAAUUCAGAUACUCACUACACAAUGUUGCACCUGUUGUAUACAAUUCCAACGUAUGGUUGUCUUUAAAGUCCAGAAGCGUAUAAA